UCAGUGUCUGUGUAAUUUUUUUAAAAUUAUCGGCUACUUGUGUUUUGAUCGGAAACAAAAGUAUUAAAUUUUAUAAAAAAAUUAAUCUUGAUUGAACUAUAAAAAUUUGAAUUUAUUAUAUAUGAAUAAUUAGUUUUAAUUGUUAAUUUCAUAACGUAAUUAUAUUAUUCAGUCAAUACAUUUAACUUGUUAAUAAUAGUAACAAUAAGUUCGAAUUAUUAUAAUUAAAAACAAUAUGUCAAUUGAAAAUAAUGGAAAAUCUAAUAGUCUUGAUAACUCAGAAAAUGAUUCACAAUCUUCGGAUUGGUAUAAUGAACGAGCAGAGAGAAAUCGUCAACGUGCAUUAUUGUUAAAAAAGUCAAAACUUAUUGCUUAUUCUCAUGUAGAAGACAAAGAUGAAAACGAUAAAGCAUCACAAGGUAGAUCCAUUAAAGUGCAAGGGCAAAAAGUUAUUGAUACUGGAGGUGGUUUUUUAAUUGAAGAUGAUGAUGCUUUGGAACAGGAGAUGUUAAAAAUAGUUGAUACACCUGCACCAAUAGUAGUAAAUUUACCACAAUGUGAGGAAUGUAAAAAAGAAUUCAAAGAUUCAUAUCUUUUGCAAAAAUUUGAUUAUGCUAUUUGUGAUGCAUGCAGAGAUCCAGAUGAAAAACAUUCACUUAUAACUAGAACAGAAGCAAAAGAAGAAUAUUUAUUAAAAGACUGCGAUCUUGAUAGAAGAGAACCAAAUUUAAAAUAUAUUAUUAAAAAAAAUCCACACAAUCCACGUUGGGGUGAAAUGAAACUGUAUUUACAUCUGCAAAUUGAAAAACGAGCUUUAGAAGUAUGGGGUAGCGAAGAAGCUUUGUUAACAGAACGUGAAAAACGUGAUAUGAAACGUCAAGAUACGAAAGUUAAAAAAUAUAAUAAAAAACUCAAGCAGUUAAGGAUGGAAGUAAGAAGUUCUAUUUAUGAUAAAACUAAAAAAGCAUCUCACAUUCAUAAAUUUGGUGGAGAUACGUAUAAUGAAGAAGACGAUACAUAUUCUCGAGUUUGUGUUGAGUGUAAUUAUGAAGAAACUUUUGAGAAAAUGUAGAAGAAUAAUUUUUGUUUUCUCCUUUUUACAUAAUUUAAUGUCAACAAUUAUUAUCGAAAAAAAUUUUAAAACCAAUUUAUUGAUCAAAAUAUUCAUAAAUAAUCCGUGUAUAGUAAUUAUAUAACAUAUAGUUUUAAUAACAACUUACAUAAAAGUUCAUUUAAUACUAAAAUUAUGUGAAAAAAAAAAUAGUAAUAAUUUUUAUACAGUAUUAAAACGUAAAAUUUAAAUGAUUAAUUUUUACGUCUAUCUAUAUUAUUCUAUACAUUUUCUGUAAUACCGAGCAAAACAAAAUUAUAUAAUUUACGAUAUUGCUUGUUAAAUUUAAAAAAUUAGUGUACAAAUAAUCACUCAUGCUUUUACAUUAAACGAAUAAUGUUUCAUUUUAUAAUAAGUUAUAAAUAAUUUGUGAUCAAUAAAUGCAAACAGAAGUAUAUGAUGUAUUUCUUAAAUUACUAAAAUAACAUUUGUCUAAGUUUCACGAUUUUAUCAAUGGAUUUUUUUUUUUUUUCACGUAUAUACUAUUUUAAAUUACAUUUACGUAUAUCAAAUGAAUUUUAUUUUAGAUUUAAGCAUUAAGAUUUGUAAUUAAUUUUAUAUCGCUUGAUUUAAUCAAAAAAGCAUAAUUAUUGAUCAUCGCGGCAGUCAUAAAUUCUCAUAAAUUUAUAAUUUAACUCACAGUAAAAAUGAAGAACAAAAAAAAAAAAAAAA
Microplitis mediator is the source of this 1783-nucleotide messenger RNA. It is a transcript of the gene Xpac, whose product is annotated as DNA repair protein complementing XP-A cells homolog. Gene Ontology annotation, biological process: base-excision repair; UV-damage excision repair; nucleotide-excision repair involved in interstrand cross-link repair. The transcript is spliced from 5 exons. Gene Ontology annotation, cellular component: nucleotide-excision repair factor 1 complex. Gene Ontology annotation, molecular function: damaged DNA binding. The coding region runs from base 236 to 1072 and encodes 278 amino acids. The record is from RefSeq and is a predicted model, not a curated record. NCBI's taxonomy places the organism in Eukaryota, Metazoa, Arthropoda, Insecta, Hymenoptera, Braconidae.